AAAAAUCUUUGUUUGCAAAAAUUUAAAGUGAGUGAGUGAUGGAAAAUUCAAAAGUGAUUUUGAUGGUGAUUUUGGGAAUGUUAUCAUUGUGGCCAAUGGUGGUUAUGGGAAGUCCAAAGCUUCAUAAGGUGGGAGGAUCCAAAGGUUGGAAUGAAAAAACCAAUUAUACUCAAUGGUCUUCUCAACAACAUGUCUAUGUUGGUGAUUGGUUAAUUUUUGUGUUUGACAAAAGAUACUACAAUGUCUUGGAAGUGAAUCAGACGUCUUAUGAAAAUUGCAUAGACACAAACUUCAUAAAGAACGUGACACGAGGCGGUCGCGAUGUAGUUCAGUUGAUAGAAGCAAAGACAUAUUAUUUUAUCAGCAGUGGAGGUUAUUGUUUUCAUGGAAUGAAAGUUGCCGUGAACGUUCAAGAAGACCAAACAAUAGCACCAUCUCCUUCUCUUUCGAAUAUAAAAUCGGGUGGCGAUUUCAUUUUGCCAUCAAUGUACACAAGCUUUGGAAUUAUUGUUGUUUACGUGAGUUUGUUUUCAAUGGGGAUUUUUUGAGAUUGGAAGGGUAGGGGUGUUUGUGUAAGAACUUUAAUAAUUGAGUUGGAUUAUAAUUGAAUUAGGGUUUAUUUG
Vicia villosa (hairy vetch) is the source of this 623-nucleotide messenger RNA. RefSeq names its product early nodulin-like protein 20. Gene Ontology annotation, molecular function: electron transfer activity. Gene Ontology annotation, cellular component: plasma membrane. The record is from RefSeq and is a predicted model, not a curated record. The transcript has 2 exons. NCBI's taxonomy places the organism in Eukaryota, Viridiplantae, Streptophyta, Magnoliopsida, Fabales, Fabaceae. The coding region runs from base 39 to 548 and encodes 169 amino acids.